CGUGCCACAUCAGAGCGUCUUGAGUCGUUAGGGGAGGGGAGGCUCGAGCUGGAGGUCCGGUUCGCGGGUUAGUGGGAAGUAGUUCGCUGCUACGAAGAGGGGACAGAAGGCUGGGGAGACUGUGCGGUCAAUAGAACUACCUUAGUAUUUGAGGCAAUAAAGGGGCAGACGUCGGCAUUCCUUUGCUUUGAUAGCGGCGUGUACUAAGUGUUGGACACGGCCAAAGUAGAAGCAGUUGUGAGCUCUGGUAACUAUGAGCCGUGCUAGGCGGCGCUGAAAUUGAACACGAGGGCCUCGGAAGACAACUGCAUUUUCUUCGGCUUUUUCAGUCGCCUGUCGUCGAUCUCUUUUGUUUGUUCGACGGUCCCGAGUCUUUAUUGGGACACGCUGAUGAGACCCUGAGCGCCUCACGGAGGACGUCGCCGUGCCCAAAUGAUGGGCUUCAGUGCCAACCGGCGGGGCGGCCGCCUGCCUAAUAUUUUGCUGGUCGCCCUGCUGGUUGUUAUGGCCAUUGUGCUUUUCAAUUACUGGACGGUGUCCGGUCGGCAGGCCCGUUUACAGGACGAAUUGGCUGAGGCACAGGCGCAAGUGCAGCGCGGAGAAACUGCUCGAGGUCGACUGGAAAAGCGCAACUCGGAGCUAAUGACCCAAGUGGAAGUGCAUAGGAAGGAGCUCGAGCAACGGGACAAUGACAAGGCAAACCUAGGAGAUCAACUACGGGGUCAAGAGGAUCAGGCACGACAGUGCCUUGAAAAGAAGACUAAACUGCAAAAUGAGCUGUCUGAUCAGCAGUCCAAAGUCCAGCGUUUACAAGAGCAAGUUUCUGAGUUGCAACAGGAGUUGAUAAAACAGGAAGAGCAGCUUCAUGAAUAUAAGAAGAACAGCACUUUUCUUCUGAAGAAACUAGAAUAUGAGAGCCUGCAUUGUGUCCAGCAAAUUACAGAGUUAAAGACACAACAUGAGGAGGUUUUGAAGAAAUUAACCAUGGAGCUGUCUGAGCAGAAACAGCGUAAUAAAGAUGAAGUUGCUUCCAACCCUAACAAGGCCAAGCCUUCUGUAGCAGCUAAAAUGCAAAAAGAACCUGUGCCAAACAACAAUGACAAUAAAGAUGUAGCCAAAGCUGGAGAAGAUGCAGGGAUGCCAGGAAUUGAAGAUAAUGAAGUUAGCAAGUCAGAAAUUGGAGCUUUUGCUCUGAAGAAGCCAUCUGUUACUGUGAUUAAAAAAGACACCAAUGCCAUGCCUUCCAUUGUGGAGAAAGAGCAUGUUGCAGCUCAGAAUGCUAUUUCUUCAGUUCUUCAGAAUAAGCAGCCUGUCAAUCCAGUGGAGCCUAAUAGAAUCCAUCCAGAACUGAACAAUGCAGAUCAUUUGAACCUUCAGGUUCCACAGCCAGGCAAAGACAAGAUGUUGAUGCUUGAAAAAGAGAAAAAUGGCUUAAAAGCUGAUGAAUUUGGGGAGAAGCCAAAAAAACAAAAAGAAAUUAACCAUGAAGUCAAAGUCAAUGCUGAAAAUCUUAAAGCAAAGGAGCCAGUGCUGCAGCCCCCUGUGAAUCCUGCCCAGGUGCUUCCAAACAAUGUUCAGCCACAGAAUUUGAAGGAAGUGCAGCCUGUUGACACACGCCAGCACAAGCAAAGCCGGUUCUUUGAUGAAAAUGAGUCCCCUGUAGAUCCACAGCAUGGCUCUAAACUAGCAGAUUAUAAUGGGGAUGAUGGGAACGUGGGGGAAUAUGAGGCGGACAAACAGGCCGAGCUGGCCUACAAUGAGGAAGAGGACGGGGAUGGUGGGGAAGAAGACGUCCAAGAUGAUGACGAGCGAGACCUUCAAGGUGAUAAUGCCCUGGAAUAUGGAAAACGACAUCCAGCAAAGAGUGUCCUGUAAAUGUUGGAAUAAAGAAAUACUUUCAGGAAAAUAAAUCUCCAAGUUUGAUCCUCUGGGAUCCUUUCUGGUGGUGCUCAUCCCCUUUAUUGUUGGAUGAGAGGAGCAAAAAUCAGUUUUAAUGAUUUUUUUUUUUUUUUUUUCUUUUUCUGUUCUUGAGGACUUAAAGUGGUAGCAAAUUUUUAAUUAAGCAUUUGUAAUGUUAUUUCUGCAGGGCCAAGGUGACUAAAGAUUUUCAGCACAAAACACCUCUGAAUCUAAGUUUAAGUCUUUGUUCCUACCGGAUUACUUCGCUGUGUUCAUUUCACUAUUUUGUGAACUCUAAAUUAUAUAACAGCAUAAAACUUAGAAAAGGUGUAUAAACAAAGACGAUUUAGUUCAUAUGAUUCCAUUUUAUUUCUUCCCCAAAUGGUUUUAUAUAGGAAGCAAUUUGCUGCAAACAUGCUGGGAUGGGCUAAAUGACUGUUUUUAAUGGUAAUGUAUGUUUUAUCAGAGAUAGAUACCAUUCAUGUAGAUGACUCUUUACAAGAUAUCACACAGAUAAAAAGCAGAUGUGAACUGAAAAUUCAUACUUUCCAUAUGUGUUGGAAAAGCAAAACACAUACUGCCACAGCUCUUUUUUUAUUUAAUAUGGAAAUAGAAAAAUAAGUAAUUGAACAAGGUGUUCAAUAAGCCAUCUACAGGAUUGCAAUAAACAUGUGCAGUCCUUGCAUUCUCCACGACUUGGCUGCAUAUAGUUGGUACAUUUAAACAAGGAAAGUGUCAAUGCUGGAAUGUUCCUGUAUAAUCUUGUGUAUAUUUUGUAAUUUUGGGUUUAUAAUGAAGGUCUGCUGUCUUCAGAAAUCACUCUUAACAAAAUGAGUAUAAAUACAGUUGAAUUGUAAAUUAUUUCUAAUUGGAACAAACAUAUAUAGUAUAUAUAAAUGUGUAUAGAGAAAGUGUGUUCAAUGAGAUUUUCAGCGCCUUGAUUUAAGUGGAAGGUUUACAUUGUUUCUUGGCUCCUUCAGACACUAAACUGCAACAUAGUCGUUGAUGACCUUAGUUAACAGGUCACCCAUCCCUCUUCUAAUUCUUGUAGUUUCUUCCACUUUUUUUUCUGAAUGCUGUACUAAAGUAAUUCUACAGCCCACUUGCACAGUUGUGGUUCAUGUUCCCAGGACAAGAUGUAAUCUUGUCAAGUGCCGGCACAGUAGACAGAAGAAUUUGUAUCAUAGUCAAUGUAAAAGCUAGUGGCCAUUUCCAGGUUGGUCAUGCUUGCUUGGAAAUGAAGAUACAAUUCCAUGUACUACAUAAGGUUUUGUAACCACAGGGUUUCUUCAGUGAUCUCAUCCCCUAUCAUAUCUUUAGUAUCUGCUCUAUGUGGGCUGGUGUUACGGUCCUGAAUUGAACAGGUAAGCUGUGGAUUGAAAAGAUUUGUGUAUGAUACUAAAGGGAAGCUCUUUUUUUAAACUUUGAAACUGUAUUAUAAUGGUGAGUGUUAAGUGUUUAGGAUGAAGUCAAACUAGCAGGGUGCAAAGCUAGAAAAACAUUGAAGGCUAAAGGAAUUCGAACAUAAUGAAUGUAACUUCAGGUGCUUUGCUAAAAACACAAGAUGUUCAACAAUAAAAGAGUUUUUAAUAUACAA
Molecule: messenger RNA, 3496 nt
Organism: Polypterus senegalus (gray bichir)
Lineage: Eukaryota; Metazoa; Chordata; Cladistia; Polypteriformes; Polypteridae
Gene: golm2
Product: golgi membrane protein 2
Exons: 10
Coding region: 433-1875 (480 amino acids)
Source: RefSeq, a predicted model, not a curated record